Molecule: messenger RNA, 297 nt
Organism: Bubalus bubalis (water buffalo)
Lineage: Eukaryota; Metazoa; Chordata; Mammalia; Artiodactyla; Bovidae
Product: 60S ribosomal protein L35-like
Exons: 1
Coding region: 1-297 (98 amino acids)
Biological process (GO): translation
Cellular component (GO): ribosome
Molecular function (GO): structural constituent of ribosome
Source: RefSeq, a predicted model, not a curated record
AUGGAGCUGCUGAAACAACUGGGUGGCCUGAAAGUGGCACUGCCCAGGCUAGGCAUCAUCAAAAUGACAAGUAGUGUGUCAUCCAAGCCCUCCAAGGUCCUAGGUGUUUGUAAAUUCAUUUCCCGACUUCUCACUGUUGUUAAUCAGACUCAAAAAGAGAACCUCAGGAAGUACAAGCCCCUGCAGCCCAAGAAAGCACAUACUGCAGGUUCAACAAGCAUGAGGAGAGUUGAAGAACAAGAAAUAGCAGCAGGAGAAACAGUUGUUCCACUGCUGAAGUUCAUGGUCAAGGCCUGA